AUGGCGUCCGGCUUCAACGGUGAGGUCAAAGGGGAGCUCGCGGUCGAGGCUGCCCGCGACCCUGCCAGCAAUGUGACGGCCCAGCAAGCUGAGAAUAUUAUUCUGAAUGAGAGCAAAAAGGCGGGAGCGGUUGCCAUGCAGUUUGACCCAGACGCUUCGCCAGAAGAGAAAGCGGCUCAAGCAAAAGCGCGUGCCAACGACACGAGAGGCUCUCGAGCCCCGAAGGGCAUGGGCAUCGUCACUGACCUAAAUGGCGGCGGACCAGAUGAUUACAAGCUUCCUCCCCCCUCAACCUCGGGUGCUCUGCCCGCCGAGACGGUUGAAGAAAAGGCAGCAAACGGAGCGCCUCGCGAGGACGCUGGUGACUGGGCAAAGGUUGGCUGGGCACCUCGCUUCGGCACCGGCGAGACAGAGUCGGAGAAAGGAGACGACCGCAAUUUACUAGACCAUCAGACCUGGAUCGAAGGAAAACUAGACGACAAAUUCUUUGGUGACUGGUACCACAAUGCGGCGGUCAUCGUCUUUGCCUGUCUGGCAUCAUGGCUAGUAGCGGAGCUUGGGGGUGGUCUUGCCUGGGUCUUCCUCAUCAUGGCCACCUGCGGCUCAUACUACAGGACCUCUGUAAGACGGACACGUCGGAACUUUAGGGACGAUGUCACUCGCGAGAUGGCCAAGGCUCGACUUGAGACAGACAAUGAAAGUCUCGAGUGGAUCAACAGCUUCCUCGUCAAAUUCUGGCCAAUUUACGCACCUCAGCUGGCCAUGGGCAUCGUGCAGUCUGUCGACCAGGUCCUCAGUACCUCAACCCCUGCGUUCCUCGACAGCAUGCGCCUCAAGGAGUUCACCUUGGGAACAAAGCCACCCAGGCUCGAACAUGUCAAGACCUAUCCACGAACUGAAGACGAAAUUGUCAUGAUGGAUUGGAAAUUCAGCUUCACACCCAAUGACACGAUGGACAUGACUGCGCGGCAGCUGAAGAACAAAAUCAAUCCCAAGGUCGUACUCGAAAUUCGGAUCGGUAAGGCGAUGGUCAGCAAAGCCAUGGACGUGAUAGUCGAAGAUUUUGCCCUCUCCGGUCUCAUGCGGGUGAAGAUGAAGCUUCAGCUCCCUUUUCCUCACAUCGACCGUGUCGACAUCUGCUUUUUAGGCCGUCCUGAAAUUGAUUACGUCUGCAAGCCGCUAGGAGGCGACACAUUCGGCUUUGACAUCAACUUCAUUCCCGGUCUAGAGACAUUCAUCAAAGAUCAGAUCCACGCCAAUCUCGGACCCAUGAUGUACGAUCCUAACGUCUUCCCUAUCGAAGUGGCCAAGAUGCUCUCUGGCAACCCCAUCGACAUGGCUAUCGGUGUUGUUGCCGUCACGCUUCAUGGCGCUCAGGGGCUGAAGAACCCAGACAAGUUUUCUGGAACGCCGGAUCCUUACGUAGUCGCAUCUCUCAAUAACAGUAAGGAGCUUGGUCGCACGAAAGUCAUCCAUGAAAGUGCCAACCCUCGAUGGGGAGAGACACUUUACAUCAUCGUCGCCAACAAAAGCGACGCUCUCACUCUCACCGCGUUUGACUACAACGACAUUCGUAAGGACAAGGAAUUGGGUAUCGCAACUUUCCCGCUCGACCGACUCGAGAACGACUUUGAACACGAAAAUCUUCACCUCGAAGUUCUUGCAAAUGGCAAGCCACGUGGAAUCAUUUCGUGCGAUGUGAGAUUCUUCCCGGUUCUUGAGGGCACAAAGGUCGAUGAACAUAUGACAACGCCGCCUCCCGAAUCAAAUACAGGCAUUGCUCGUAUCACAAUGGAGCAGGCCAAAGAUCUCGACGGUAGCAAGAGCUUGGUCGGACAGCUGAAUCCCUACGCCGUGCUCUUGAUCAACGGCAAGGAGGUUCAUAUUACGGGCAAGCUCAAGCGCACCAAUAAUCCUGUCUUUCCUGAUGCCACCAAAUCGAUUCUUAUCACAGAUCGUCAGAAGGCCAGAGUUGGUCUGGUCAUCAAAGACGACCGUGACCUUGCCACUGACCCUGUGCUGGGCACCUAUCAGGUCAAGAUGAACGACAUGCUCAGACUAAUGGAAAACGGUCAGGAGUGGUUCAACCUGCACGGCACAAAGACCGGCCGGGCUAAACUACUACUUGACUGGAAACCAGUGGCGCUGAAGGGUGUUGUAGGCGGGUCUGGUGGCUACAUUACCCCUGUGGGAGUAAUGCGCGUUCACGUGCAGAGUGCUCAAGACCUUCGAAACUUCGAGACGUUUGGAAAAUCGGAUCCAUACGCCAGACUGUUACUCUCUGGUAUCCCUAUGGGCAGAACUGUCACCUUCCAGAACGAACUCAAUCCUAAGUGGGAUGAAGUUAUAUACGUGCCAAUUCAUACGACCGCGGAACGCUUGACCCUUCAGGUCAUGGACGCGGAAAAGCUCGGCAAGGACCGCCCGCUGGGGCAAGUUCAGAUCAUAGCGUCCGAGUACAUGAAGGAGGCUGAAGGUGGUGGCUACCAAGUCCACGACGAAAAGAAGCCGCUUUCUGAGGGACUCCGCAUUGGGGGCCAGGGUCAGGCAAAGGGCAAAAUCAACUAUACGGUCUCGUUUUUCCCCACCUUGAACGUAAUUGACCCAGAUGAGGAAGAGGAAGAGCGCAAAGCCGCAGAGGAGCUCGCAGCCGCUUCAGCUGAAGCACCUGCCACUCCGAUCCGCGGACAUAGCAAAAAGUCCUCGGUGGAUAUCAAGACUCCGACCAGUACGGCUAGACCUAGCUUGGAUGGUCGGAAGAGUCUUGAAGCAGCCGGACGCCUGAGCAUGGCGAACGGUACUCCGUCAAUUGCUGGCUCCAUUGCCGAGUCCAAGAAAGAAGCUCCGAAGGUACGAAUCGACGCGGAAGACUUAGCGCAAUAUGAAAGCGGACUGCUUGUUUUCCAGAUUCUUGAAGGAUCCUUCGCGCACGACGAUAUUUGGCUAGAGGUGCUUAUGGACGAUCACCUUUUCCCAUCGUAUACAUCCUCGAAGAUUAAGUCUCGCAAGCACAAGUUCCAGGAAACUGGUGACGCGUUUGUUCGAGAGCUCGACGUCUCACGAAUCACUGUCCGGCUUGUCGAGAAGACAGACAGUGCAGGAAAGGGCACUGAUGACGACCACAUUGUCGCCAAACUCCAGGGCAACACCAUGCAGACCAUUCAACAAUGUCUUUACAAGGAGACCGAACUGACACUGAAAGGAACCGAUGGCUCGACUAACAAGGUGACGUUUAAGAUGAGAUACCUUCCUGUGCAGAUGAAGCUUGAUCCAAGCGAGAGCAUUAACAACAUGGGAACACUCCAUGUCGAUGUUCUAGACGCGGAUGAUCUACCAUCAGCGGAUCGCAAUGGGUUCAGCGACCCUUACUGCAAGUUCAAGUUGAAUGGCAAGGAUGUCUUCAAGACCAAAGUUCAGAAGAAGACGCUGCAUCCUGCCUGGAACGAGUUCUUCGAAGUUCCGAUUCCGUCACGAACGGGAGCAGACUUCAGGUGCGACGUUUACGAUUGGGAUUUCGGUGAUAAGGCGGACUUCUUGGGCAGCACACCCAUCAAUCUAGAGGUCCUGGAGCCAUUUCAGGCCCAAGAGCUGCGUUACCAGCUCGAUGGCAAGUCGGGCGCACUACGUCUCAAGAUGAUGUUCAAGCCAGACUAUGUGACGCGAUCGCGACAGGGCUCAUCUACCUUCUCGGGCACCUUCGCUCCAGCUGGCAAGGUCGUCGGCGCUCCUGUUAAAGGAGUCACCAAAGUUGGUGGUGCAGUUGGAGGUGGCGUCAUCAAGGGAGCCUCUUUCCUGAAACGUGGUUUCACAGGACGAAGAAGCAAGGACGAGGAGGUGCUGGUCAACGGUGAUGCCGAUGCAACUCCGCCUCCCAGCACACCGAGCGGCACACCGGCUCGAGCGGCGGCACUGUCAGAAGUGCCAGAGUCGAGUCCUAGAGUGUCAGCACCCAGCACACCAAUGACGCCUCACCAACGGACCAAGAGCGGCGGCUCUAUGAUAGGCGGAACGCCGGGCGGAGCGGAAACCGGCGUCGCAAGCUUCGUUAUUGUCUCGGCAUCGGGAUAUCCGCCAUCUGCGGACGUCCGCGUUCACGUCAAGAUGCUUGGUCCCAAGGGAGGGAAAGAGCUCUUCAAGACGAAGGCCGUCAAAUCCUCUUCUGGAACAGUCGAGUAUGAUGCCAGCCACGAAAACUUCAAAGUCAACUGCUCCGCAGAUGCGCAAUUCCAGGUAUCGGUCAAGGACAAGAACACCUUCCGAGACGACGAUCUCGGUGAAGGCAUGUUCUUUGUAUCGGACCAGGGCGCCGGGUCUGAGCAAGCGGUCAAGGCUGGCUCGGGCACGGUGACGAUUCGCAGCAGCUUCAAAGCGGCAGCCCAUGGCGAUGGCGAAAGCUUGAGACCCUCUACAAGCGGCAGGGAAUCUCCCGAAUCAAAAAGAGACCCGCAUCGGAAGAGCUUCUUCGCUAGACGUGAUGCCAGUGGCAAGCACGAGGCAGCCACCAAGGAGUAA
Cyphellophora europaea CBS 101466 is the source of this 4512-nucleotide messenger RNA. RefSeq lists its product as uncharacterized. The record is from RefSeq and is a predicted model, not a curated record. The coding region runs from base 1 to 4512 and encodes 1503 amino acids. NCBI's taxonomy places the organism in Eukaryota, Fungi, Ascomycota, Eurotiomycetes, Chaetothyriales, Cyphellophoraceae. The transcript is spliced from 4 exons. Gene Ontology annotation, molecular function: lipid binding.